Molecule: messenger RNA, 1206 nt
Organism: Epithele typhae
Lineage: Eukaryota; Fungi; Basidiomycota; Agaricomycetes; Polyporales; Epitheliaceae
Exons: 2
Coding region: 1-1206 (401 amino acids)
Biological process (GO): nucleosome assembly
Cellular component (GO): nucleosome
Molecular function (GO): DNA binding
Source: RefSeq, a predicted model, not a curated record
AUGAUUGUGGAGGCAUUGCUGGAUCUUGGGGAUGGUGAAACCGGCGAAGGUACGGCACCGAAAGACGUUUUCACGUGGAUGGCGUCAAAGUACCCCCUACAAACCAACUUUCGACCGAGUGCGAGCCAGGCACUGCAGAAGGCAUACAAGCGAGGUCGGUUGGAGAAGCUACCUGGGGGUAAAUACCGACUGAAUGCAACGUGGGAAGGUGGCGCGACCUCCAAGCGCACUACACGGCGGCCUCAGACAUUAGCGCAGACGACAUACGCAAUCCAUCACUCGUCCCAGGCCUCUUCUCCCUUUACACAUGCUCCGCUUCAGCCUCCCCAAGGACAGCAGUCGCAACCUCCACAACAGCAACCCAAUGGCUACCCGUUCCCAUAUCCUUAUGCUCACUACCCAGGCUAUCCUCCACCUGCUGGGAACAGGUCGGACCAAAAGACAACAGCUACCGCACAGGUCGCAAAGUUAGGAGACGGAAAGGCCACCGACAGCGCCGAAAACAACGAUGCCUGGGAAGCCGCCCAGCAUAUCUUCCAGGCAAUAAACUUCGGCGACCUGGCGACCCGCGCUGCUCCCGAGGACGCAGCGGAAGACCUCACCGCCGUUCUCACAGCGCUGGCCAACGCAGCCGCCGCGGCGGAACAGCAGCAGCAGCAGUCGCGCUCGACGCUCUCCGACGACGAGCGCGCGGCGCUGCAGGCACAGCUCGCGCUCCUCGCCGCCCAGUUGACCGAGAUCGCGGACUCGGAGGAGGAAGACCCCCCGCCGCCACCGCCAACCGUGACUCAGGCUCCUUCGGACCCGCACGUGUCGCCAGCUCAGCCCCUCGCCGCAAGGCCAGAGCUUGAAACAGCAGUGACUUCUGUACCACCCCCAGCGUCGGGACCGACGCCAGCCUCCACCGCACCUGCUCCGACGGACUCCGAGAUGGAGCAGGCGGCUCCGUCGUCCGCUCCUCGCGCACCACCGCCGAAACCAGUCCCGCAAGCGCACCCGCCGCCUAUCGCGGCCUACCCUGGGACACAUAUCAUGUUGGACAUCAAUGCCUUUCCGGAGAUAUUUCCGCCGAGCGCGCCCUUGCAUGGGACGCCCAACGGAGCGCAGGCCGAGGCCGAGGCGGAUGGGGAGGGCGAGAGCGAUGAGGACGAGGACAUGGAGGACGUCGUCGUGCCACCUUUGGCCGCGGACGCGCUACGGACAUGA